AGAUGGUUGAUUUACCUGCUGGCAGUGGCAUGAAUGAGAAUGCAAUUCUAGAGAUGGAAGAUGAACUUGGUGGCAGUGUGUUACCUGCUGUGAAUGAUAUGGAUGAGAAUCCAAUUCUGCAGAUGAUAGAAGAAAUUGGUGGCAAUGAGUUCCCUGCUGUCAAUGGCAUGGAUGAGAAUGCAGUUCUUCAGAUGAUACAUAAACCUGGUGGCAAUGAGCCUGCUGCGAUAAAUAAUGCAGUUGAUGAUGACAAUAAUAAUGAAAAUAUGAUCAGUAUGUGGCUGUUGAGGCAAAUGAUGCAUCUGAUGACAAUGAUAGUGACAGUGAUAACGAUAGUGAUAGUGAUAGUGAUAGCGAUAGUGAUAGUGAUGGUGAUGGCGAUGGCAAUGGUGAUGAUAAUCCUUCUUAUAUCCAAUGUAGAUGAGGAAGAUGAUGGUUGAGAAGAAUUCAGACUGAGAAAAAGGAGCUAGCUCCAAAUCUAAGGUUUUUGCAAAGAAAAAGGUAAAUAGUUUCUUGUUUGUAGAUCAGAAUAUGGUAGAAGAAUUUCUCUUGUGACUUUCAUUUUGGGAAAAGUGCUUCUAAUCAAGGUUUGCUAAAGUUUAAUUUUGGUUCAUGGUUGACCCAUUCUUAUGAAAUUCUAUAUUCAUGGUUGUAAUAGCAUCUCAAUUUGAAGUAUAAUUUCCCUUCAAUUGUUUAGAAUGAAACAAUCAUUAUAUUAAUAUCUUGUUUAACCCUUCAUGCUGAGAACUAUCAGGCACCUCUCCUUUCAGCCAUUUCAGUACACAUGCAGAAUGUUAACCAUUUACUAUUUAUGCAAGCCAUUGUUCAUGAUUAAUCACCAUAGAAAUCUUUAAAAAUGAAUUGUAUUUGUUUGACAUUUGUGUGUUUGAACUACAAAAAUUAACCUGUUUGUUCCUUCUAUUAUGCCUUGUAUUCUCAAAAUCUAACCAUGCAUCUUCAGGUGAACAAAUGCAUUUUAAUUUUUCUAGUAUGCCUUGUGUUUGAACAAAUGCAUCUUCAGUAAAUCAAGUUUGCAAUAGAAAUAGAUUUCACACAAACUAAAGGUUUCUCUUCUUCCCUUCAAUUUGUAUUUCCUAACUAAUUGAUCAACUGUUUAAAUUGCAGGUAAGUUUUGAGGGGUCUGUUUUUUUUUCCUGCACAACUGAGUGCACACUUUGUUAUAUAUCUGUCAGAUAGAAAGGAUGAGAUAGUGAACACAAUCAAAGAGGCAGUAACCAAGAUACAUUAUGAUGCUGAAUAUCCUGGACAAAAACUCAGAGCUUGUAACUUGUACAUUUCUUCUAUAAGCCUGACUGCAACAAUAUCUAACGUGCACCAAAUGCACUGUUACUUUUAGUGACGGGAGCUUGGGGCCGUAUAUUUUUUUGGUUUUGCUUAUCUGUUGCAAUUUGAACAUGGAUCAUAGACAGCCAUUUCUUCAGCUACAUGUACAGCAGUAUCUUUUCUUUUUCUGCCCUAGGCAUUGUUAUAAUGUGCAUUAUAGUGAAUAUCCCGUUUUACUCUUCAAAUACAUCUGAUGUACACUAAAACCUUUAUCUGAACAACUUUGUAGACAUUGAAAUGAAUUACUU
Molecule: messenger RNA, 1592 nt
Organism: Dioscorea cayenensis subsp. rotundata (Guinea yam)
Lineage: Eukaryota; Viridiplantae; Streptophyta; Magnoliopsida; Dioscoreales; Dioscoreaceae
Exons: 2
Coding region: 3-440 (145 amino acids)
Source: RefSeq, a predicted model, not a curated record